This is a messenger RNA of Cinara cedri, 4638 nucleotides long. NCBI's taxonomy places the organism in Eukaryota, Metazoa, Arthropoda, Insecta, Hemiptera, Aphididae. The record is from the annotation of a GenBank genome assembly.
AUGGCCAACAUGAUCAAUAGUGGAACACGUGAGUUACACAUGAAAUAACAUAGAUUAAUGCCAAAAUUGCUUUAACUAUUACUUAAAUAUAAUACAGUAAAACUUCCUUAUAACAAUCAUUAAAGAGACCGAAAAUAAUGACCGCUAUUUAGAGGUGACCGUCCUUUAGAAAUUUCCUAUAAAGACAUAGGCAUAGCAUUGACGGGACCAAAAAGAAUUACCAUUACAAGGGUGAUCGUUAACGGAAUUUUACUGUAAUAUAAAUGAAAUACAUAAUAAAAAAUCUGUGUGUAUAAUAUUUGAACUUACGUAUUUUUAAAUAGUUUACUUAAAUUGAAUAUUUUUUUUAAAUAUUCAUCAAUUAAAAAAAAAAUUAGUGGUGUAUUGCCGUUUUACAUUGUAUACUGUUUGUAUCUCUGUUUCCCAUGUAUUAUAUAUUGUUAGUUAAUUUCUUUAUUUCUACAUCUUCUAUUGUUUAUUCAUAAAUGUAUGACAUAAGUUUUUUUAAACAAAAAAUAUUGUUUAAUGUUGCCUAUUAUAUGGUGCCAUCUGUGUAACACAACCAUUGUUCUGUGUAACAUUUAAUAAGAAAGCAACACAUUUCUUUGACUGCUGACAAUUCCCUUUGAAUUAAUUUAUAUUGUUUUUAAACAUUAAUAUCUCUAGGCAGUGAAUAGGUUUUGCCAUAUACCCUGAUGAGUGAAAGGUGCAAGGCUGUCGGAAAUAGAUAUCAUUUGAAGGUAUCCUCCUAGAAAUAUUAUAAUUAAUUCUAAAAACUCUUUACGAUUAUUUCUGGGUAAUUUCCCCACGACUUUAUUUUCUUUAAAAAACAAUAUUUCCAGGAACCAUGUCUCAAUUUGUUACGCACAUCACAAUUAGUUCUAAAAAUAGAAAAAAUUGAUUUAUCUAUACUUGGCCAAUUUUUUGGAACUUCUUAAAAGUAGAUACAUCUGGAAUAAAUAUAAUAGAGAGCUUUGUUUCAGGAAAGUCAUCUUGUAAGAGAAUUUCAUACAUAUGAUGACGAUAAGCUAAUAAUAAAAUUUAUCUUUCUAAUUUUUGUUCUAAAAGAACCCAUAGUUUAUUCAGUAGACUUGUAUUAGCAACAGUAUCAACAAUCAUGGCUUGAAUUUGAUCUUUCAAUGAUCAAUCGAUUUAUAUGUCAUAUACUGCAGAUGAUACUUUGGAUCUUGUAGAUGAUAUGAGAAUAUGAAUGUCACUAUACGAAAGUAUAACACAAAGUUGUGAGCAUAAUAGUUCAUUACGGUUAACUUAUUUAUUUGAUUUAUAAAUACAAUUUGAUUGGCAAAAAAGUAACUCAAGAGUCAGGAAAAAUUAUUCGUAUCUUAUUAAUUAUAUUAAAUGAAAUAAAAUGUGACUGGGUGAUGUAUUAUAACAAAACGAUUUUGUAAAUCGAAAUUAAAUCACAUAAUUUUUAAUUUAAUAUAAGUUAUAAUAAAUGUUUAAAACUUUUUUUUAGUCAAUUUAAUUUUAAAUUUAUUUUAUUUUAUAGUAUAUCAUUGUGUCUUUAAUCCAAUUUUUUUUAAAAAUAAAAGUAAAAUAAAUGUUUUUAUGCAUUCAACAUUUUCAUGUGAAAUAAUGGGUUAAAUAUAUUUUGUAUAUUAAUAUUUUUUUUUUUGUGUUAAUUUAAAAAUAAUUGCAAAAAACUAAAAGGCAACCACUUUGUGCAAUAAUUUCACUUUUUCUUGGCAGAGAAACAGUUUAGUUUUCCAAUCCAAAUUUGCAUAAAAUUAUUUUUUUCUUUUCGAUACAAAAAAUUUGGUGAUAAGUUUACACAUUUUUACUUUUUCAAGAAAAUAAUCACCUUAAUAUAUAUAUAUUUUUAUUAUAAAAUUAUAUUUACUAACAUUAACUAUUUCUGUCUCACUAAGAGCAACAUAGAUUUAUUUACUUCAAACAACAUACAUAUUUUUAAAAAUACAUUUAAGUCCUUAUUAUAAAUACCUCUUAUCAUUAUUGUUGUUUAUAAUCGUUUCAAAAUUAACCUUAAUGAUUAAGUUAUAGUUAAAUUCAAAAAAUUAAUAUUGUUAUUCUUGGUAUUGGUAUUAUUAUUAUAUAUUAUUCAAACUACUAAUAAUUAAUAACAUUUUUGUCUUAUAUUAUUAUUAUAUAUUGAACUAUAUGUCCAUAAAUAAAUAGCAACAAUUUGUUUCUUAGAAUUUAAAUUACACAAUUCAGAUAACAUAAUUUAAGUAUGAGAAUAAUUUCUAAUGCACCAUAUAGUUCUAUGUCCUAAAAUAUUGUUUGCUCAAAGUAGCAGCUGAUUAUAAAAAAAAAUAACAUAGCCAUAUUUGUUUAAUUUGUUAAUAUUUUUGAAAAUAAUAGAUUUCGUAUAGUGCCCACUUAUAUUAAUUUAAUAAUGUCCAUUCAAUUAACAUAAUGUGUAUAAUGAGGAUAAUUUAAAACAACUAUACUAUGACUGACUAAGGGACAGAUUUUAUCAUUAAUUUCACAAAUACGUUAUUUAUUUUACCAAUAUCUUUUAAAUAAUAUAAACCGAAAGUAAUUAAUGAUACACUUCAUUUUAGUUCAUGUUUUGAUUAUUGAGGUAAAGUAAACUUAAUUGAGUUUCCUUACUCAAAUUAUUGUUACGUGUAAUUCAUAGUAUUUUGACCAGUCAAAAACUAAUUUUUUAUAUCUAGAUUUUAGCUAACUUUUUUCAUUCAUCGUAUUAUUUAAGAAUUUAAAACUGUAGUUCAUAAAUUACCAAAGCUGAAACCCUAUUGUGAUUAACUUAAAUUAUUAAAUUUAGCUCAUAUUUUAAAUAAUGACAUGCCAUUUUUUUUUUUAACAAAAAUAAACUUUUUGUGAAAAAAAACAUAUUUUUAUGUGCAAAUUAAAUUAUGUUUUAUAAUUGAAGGACCAGCGUUACCUGACCAGCCUAGGGAUCGUCGUAGAAAAAAGAUCGAUGCAACAAGUUAUUUAUAUAAAGUUCCGUUCGCCUUCGGUAAGUAUAUUUGUAUAUUAGUUUGUUGUUUGUUAUUUCUUAUUUUUGAGGUUUUUGUCAUUAAGACCAUCUCGUCACACCCUCAUCCAAAUUUUUCUGCCAACUUCGGUUAUUUUUUAUCUGAUCCUUAAUUAAGCCUGAUUCUUAUGAUAAAAUUUUGUUUAAUAACACGAACAGUAAAUUCACGGUUAAUGACAAAUUUAACUGCUGGUUAGUGUUGAACGGAUAUUGUAAGAACGGACCUUAAAUAUUCCUUGUCUCUGCAUAACAUAUACUCAACUCAAAUAGUAUUUUACAUUUAUAAACUAUUUUUUUAGGCUGGAAUAGAGAAAUAGUCCUGAGAAAUACAUAUCCAAGAAAAAAAAAAAAGGGCGAUGUGUAUUAUUACUCGCCAGAAAAUGUAAAAUUUAGGUCGAUAAAAGAAAUUUUCAGAGCAUUGCCAGAAAACGGAAUAUUGAAAACCAAACAUUUUUUAAUGGCACCUAUUCCAACGGAAGUAAAUGAUUAUAGGACAGAAUUUAUCCGCAAGGCCGGUACAAAACCAAAAGAAGUAAUAAAAAUUGUUUUAAAAAUGUUUAAAAAAAAUAUAUUAUUAAAUAUAAUAUUGUUUAAUUUUGAUUUAUAUGUUCUCUUGUUAUAAUAUGAUUUUAGUAUAUGGAAUUUAAUAAUAAGCGUACACGGAAUUUAGCCACUGAAGAAGAAGCUGCUGUCAAUGGUAUGGGUGAGUAGUUUGGAAGGUAGUAGAGUGGAAAUUUAAUGUAUAUCUGUACGCAAAGAUUAACCAUUGAUAAUGAAAAAACGAUUCUGAGUAGAAUUUGAUUGAUAGUGUUGCUCUGUAAACAAUAUAUAUGCUAUAUUAUGGUAAAAUUAUUACAUAGGCAUUAUAUAUUUUCUUUAAUAAUAUUUAUAUUGUACCUAUUUUACCGUUUUUCUCAUUUAUUGGGAAAACUCUUGAGGAAAAUCAAAAAAAUCUACCUUCUUAAAGUUCCUCUCCAAUCAAAUUAAUUUUUAGAAAAAGUAUUAUCAAAGUAAAUUGGAGUGAAAUUGAUGUAAGAAAUAUUGUUCAUAAGAAAACAAAUUUGUAAUUUUUUUAUCAACUAAUACCUACAGUUCCUAUAUUUUCCUAUUUUUAAUAUCAUGGAAUUUUCAACAUUAGCCAUAACAUAAUAUUAUGUAUUUAAUUGUGAUAAAGCCUAGUAUACAUAUAUUGAUGUGUAAUUAUUGUUGCAAUAAUCGCUCAUAUGUAAACAUUUUUUAAAUUUUUUAAUGGUUAGAACUCGCUGAUAGUUUUCUAUUCUUAUGUUUACUAUUUUUGUUGUUCAUAAGGGUGAAUAAUAGUUCUUAAUUUUCUAAUGAACACACUUUGGAUCUCUUGAUAAUCCAUAGCACUCUUCAUAACUUGGCACCUUUUAAUACAACUGCAUCUACAUCAAAAUAUGAAUAUUGAAUCUCUUAACAAUAGUACAUUUUUUUUUGGUAUAAAAUGCUUUUAUUAAUAAUAAAACACCUAUGCAUUAUAUUAAUUAUUUUCACAACUACAGAAAUACACAACGGUUUGUUAAAAUUAAAAAAUUAAAUAAAAUUGUUUUAAUUUUGUUUUAGGUGUCAAGGAAGAAAAUAUUGCACCAUCUACAUCACAGCUAUGUUGUCACUGUAACAAUUACCACAAUUAA